Pelobates fuscus (common spadefoot toad) is the source of this 2216-nucleotide messenger RNA. RefSeq names its product succinate dehydrogenase complex flavoprotein subunit A (gene SDHA). Lineage: Eukaryota; Metazoa; Chordata; Amphibia; Anura; Pelobatidae. The record is from RefSeq and is a predicted model, not a curated record. Gene Ontology annotation, molecular function: succinate dehydrogenase (quinone) activity; electron transfer activity; flavin adenine dinucleotide binding. Gene Ontology annotation, biological process: tricarboxylic acid cycle; mitochondrial electron transport, succinate to ubiquinone. The transcript has 15 exons. Bases 65 to 2062 code for a protein of 665 amino acids.
ACCUUCCUGUUGGCGCGUGCGCAGUGAUCCCGUGUCUGACAGUCGCUCUGGUGGUGGAUGAACCAUGGCAGCGCUGAGCACAGCAGCUUCCAGGCUUGUGGGGAGGAGAUUGCUGCGUGGCGGAGGGCUGAAAUGGCCUGCUGCAUCUCCUGCAGUAACACGCGCGUUCCAUUUCACAGUCUAUGGGAAGAAGGAUGCGUCGGCUAAAGUUUCAGAUUCGAUUUCAACACAGUAUCCUGUUAUAGACCAUGAGUUUGAUGCAGUUGUUGUUGGAGCAGGUGGUGCAGGGCUGCGGGCUGCAUUUGGAUUGUCUGAGGCAGGCUUCAACACUGCAUGCAUUACCAAGCUAUUCCCUACAAGAUCUCACACUGUCGCAGCCCAGGGUGGUAUUAAUGCUGCUCUUGGUAACAUGGAACCAGAUGACUGGAGAUGGCACUUCUAUGACACAGUGAAGGGUUCUGACUGGCUGGGUGACCAGGACGCCAUCCAUUACAUGACAGAGCAAGCACCAGCGUCAGUUAUUGAGCUGGAAAACUAUGGCAUGCCCUUCAGCAGAACGGAAAAAGGGACAAUUUAUCAGCGUGCAUUUGGAGGACAGUCUCUGAAAUAUGGAAAAGGAGGUCAGGCCCAUCGAUGUUGCUGUGUGGCAGACAGGACAGGGCAUUCAUUGCUACACACUUUGUAUGGGAGGUCUUUGAGAUAUGACACCAGCUACUUUGUAGAGUAUUUUGCCCUGGACCUUCUAAUGGAAAAUGGGGAGUGCCGCGGUGUGAUUGCUCUGUGCAUGGAAGAUGGAUCCAUUCAUAGGUUUAGAGCAAAGAACACUGUUAUUGCUACUGGUGGAUAUGGACGUACAUACUUCAGUUGUACUUCUGCUCACACAUGUACAGGUGAUGGAACAGCCAUGGUCACAAGAGCUGGUCUUCCUUGCCAAGACAUGGAAUUUGUACAGUUCCAUCCAACAGGUAUCUAUGGGGCAGGUUGCCUGAUUACAGAAGGCUGCCGUGGUGAGGGAGGAAUCCUUAUAAACAGUGAAGGUGAACGGUUUAUGGAAAGAUACGCCCCGGUAGCCAAAGACCUGGCUUCUCGUGAUGUUGUAUCCCGAUCUAUGACCAUAGAAUUACGUGAAGGAAGAGGAUGUGGGCCAGACAAAGACCAUGUGUACCUUCAGCUUCACCACCUUCCACCCCAGCAGUUGGCCUCCCGCCUUCCAGGGAUCUCUGAAACAGCUAUGAUCUUUGCAGGAGUUGAUGUCACUAAGGAGCCUAUUCCCGUCCUUCCAACAGUCCAUUAUAAUAUGGGCGGUGUCCCAACCAAUUACAAAGGCCAGGCUCUUAUCCACGUUGAUGGUGAAGACAGAGUGGUACCAGGUCUCUAUGCAUGUGGUGAAGCUGCAUCAGCCUCUGUGCAUGGUGCCAACAGACUUGGUGCCAACUCUCUCCUGGACUUGGUUGUCUUUGGUCGUGCUUGUGCGCUUAGCAUUGCAGAAUCAUGUAAACCUGGUGAGCCCAUACCAUCUAUUAAACCUAAUGCUGGAGAGGAAUCUGUUGCAAAUCUUGACAAAUUACGCUUUGCUAAUGGAAGUACAAGAACAUCAGAACUAAGAAUCAGUAUGCAGAAGACAAUGCAGACCCAUGCUGCUGUGUUCCGAACUGGACCGGUGUUAAAGGAAGGAUGUGAGAAACUAAGUGCCAUCAAUUCUACCAUGGAUGACCUGAAAACAUUUGACAGGGGUAUUGUUUGGAAUAGUGACUUGGUGGAAACACUUGAACUGCAGAACUUGAUGUUGUGUGCUCUUCAAACCAUUUAUGGUGCUGAGGCCAGAAAAGAAAGCCGUGGGGCUCAUGCAAGAGAAGACUAUAAGGUAAGGGUUGAUGAAUAUGAUUAUUCAAAACCACUCCAAGGUCAACAGAAUAAACCUACCGAAGAACACUGGAGGAAGCACACUUUAGCUUUUGUUGAUAAAAAGGGCAAGGUUACACUGCAGUACAGACCUGUCAUUGACUCAACGUUAAAUGAAGAAGACUGCUCAUCAGUCCCACCUGCAAUCCGUUCUUAUUAAUUCUCUGGCUUAACAUGUUAUGCAAUGGUUCUUUUGGAAACUUGUAAUUUUGCUUCUAGUAUUUCUUUGCACAUAAAGUUGGUGCUUGGUGACUUUUGAACAUCACUUCCACAAUACAAGAUUAGUAUUAAAGUCCAUUUGUUUCUCAUCCUUA